CUAUUGGCUAAUCUCUACCAAAUAUGUAAAUGUUAUAACAGAGACGGUUCAACCUCAUUUCAAAACCCCACACACAAGCCCCUCAGAGCGAGAGAGAUAGAAGAACAGCCUCUUUCCAUUCAGUUUGUCAUUGACCUUAGGAAACAAAUGACCGUAACCACUCUAAUUAGUUGAAGCUGUCUGGCAAGGACACACACUUCAGACUGAAACAUCAUCAUCCGGAAAAUGACUUGUGCAAGAGUCCUCCAUGCCUUUGGGAAUCACCGCCAGCCGGCCGUGACGCCUGUUGACCUCGCUGUGUGCCUGAGCCUCAGCCAACGUCGACCCCUCCACGGGCUGAUGCCGCCUUUGAAGCCUGCACCGCGUCACCGUCAGCCGACCGUCCUCCAACCCCACCGCCUCUACUCCUCUUCGCCCAGCUACUCGUCCUCACCGCCGUCCUCCUCCGUCGUGAUCACAGAGCCCCGGAGCUGCUUCCGCAGGGACGGCGGCGGUGGUCCAAGCAAGAAGCGCGUGGUCUUUGCUGACGCCAAGGGAUUGGCACUAACUGUUGUGCGCCUGUUUAUCCCUGAGGCGUCUUGCUUUGCCUCUACGCUGGCGAGGAGACCCUCCUUUCCCAAACUGCAAAGCCAACUGUUGACCUCAGACAAACUGCAGCGCCACAGGCUGCGGCUGGAUUUCCCCCAGCCGACGAUCGCCUCCCAAUCCUCUCUUGCACGCCAGCGAUACCCGUGCGUGCAGUUGGAGAGCUGCAACGUUUCGGAGCACUCCUUGAGCGGCAAAGUGCGCGUCAACCAUAUGAGCAUUGACAAGGCUGUGCAUGUGAGGGUCACCUUUGACUCCUGGCGGAGCCACCACAACAUUCACUGCACGCUACUGCAGCAGCAGCGCUUCGGGGGUUCCAACGAGGACCUUUUUGCCUUCGAUUUGAGCUUGCCAAAGAACAUCGAUCCAGCAGAGCGGGUGGAGUUCUGUGUGGUCUUCACGCCUGGAAACGGCACGACACCACAAUGGGACGACAACAGGGGGCAGAAUUACCGGCUAUUUGUGGAAACCUGCGGAUCAAAUGGUUUCCAAGGCGAUGCCUACCACUGUCAACCCACACUGUCACAAUAUCGGUCACCACUGUGGCCUUUGCACGUGUCCCCCUCCUUUAGAGGACUUCAUCAAGUUCCGUCUGAGCAGAGUGGAAAACUUGGUGUUCAUCCAAUUUAAAUUAAACCUUCGGAGAAUGAUAAUGUGACUAUGUUAAUUUAUAGAUAUUUAAGAGUAAGUGCUUUUUCUAAAACCUCCAGUGUUGGAUAGUCUGAAGUUUCACACCAAAAUGUGAACAAUGAUGAACCAGGCUGCAGGAAUGUUCUCAUUAAAUUCAGUUUUUAAAGAAG
Gasterosteus aculeatus aculeatus (three-spined stickleback) is the source of this 1385-nucleotide messenger RNA. It is a transcript of the gene ppp1r3c2a, whose product is annotated as protein phosphatase 1 regulatory subunit 3C2, duplicate a. The record is from RefSeq and is a predicted model, not a curated record. Lineage: Eukaryota; Metazoa; Chordata; Actinopteri; Perciformes; Gasterosteidae. Gene Ontology annotation, molecular function: glycogen binding; protein phosphatase 1 binding. Gene Ontology annotation, cellular component: protein phosphatase type 1 complex. Gene Ontology annotation, biological process: regulation of glycogen biosynthetic process.